This is a messenger RNA of Anolis sagrei ordinatus, 4820 nucleotides long. RefSeq names its product tyrosine kinase non receptor 2 (gene TNK2). Gene Ontology annotation, biological process: regulation of keratinocyte differentiation; signal transduction; negative regulation of epidermal growth factor receptor signaling pathway. Gene Ontology annotation, molecular function: protein binding; ATP binding; protein serine/threonine/tyrosine kinase activity. The record is from RefSeq and is a predicted model, not a curated record. NCBI's taxonomy places the organism in Eukaryota, Metazoa, Chordata, Lepidosauria, Squamata, Anolidae.
UCAGUGUCGCCGAGAGGCCACAUCCACGGCCAGGUUAAACCGAGGGGCACGAGGAUGCGGGGAGUGGCCUCCGAGGGAGCCGAAUGAAGCGAACCCCCUUCAACGUUGUCACUUUCUCAACCUCCCUUCGGCAUAAGGAGGAGCCCCUUGUGCCUUUUGCAACCCUUCACAGCAAGAAAUGUAGCCUCCCAGGAAAGGAAGUGGAUCCGAAAGAUGUGAACCCCGAAUAUUCCCUGUUUGCCAAAGUGGAAUCUUUUGGCAAUCAGUGAACAUUGUUUACAACUCUGCAACAAGGACUUUUGUCAUCGUGAAUGUCGAAACGAGAUUUGGCGCUGGUGCCUUUUGCCACUCCUCGCAGCAGGAAAUGUAGCCUCUCUAAGCAAUAUGCAAGACGUCUGCAAGCAAGUCUUAUUCGCCCCUACCUGUCUUUCUCUCUCAGCUAUCCUCGUGUGACCAGCUGUUGGUUCUUUUCAGAAUGUUGCACCAGUCUUCGAUAAUCCGCUUUCCUCGUGCGUCGCACCAGUGAGUAACGUACUUGUCUGCGCACCUUGGCAUCUCCUGUUUCCAACCGUUUUCUCUAGAGCAAUGCAAAAGAAGUUGUAAUAUCCACUCUUCGUGCUGCAAAAGCUUCACAGCUGCACCUCUUCAAGUAUCAACGCUCCACAAUAGUGUCAUGUGGCAUAAGACACGCUGCAGCGUCUGCCCUGUCGUGUAUUUGCUUCUGGCACAGCUGCACAAUUGCGCCUCCCCUUGCACCUUGAAAUCUGCUCGAAACCCUACGAGUCGUGUGUGCGCUAUUGCGGAUUGUGACUAGAAGUGUCCUACCUGUUCCCGCCUCUGUGUUGCUGCCAUGGCCUUGUUCCUAGUGCAAUGUGACUUUGAUGGUGCACAGCCGUGCAAAAGUGAACGUGAAGUCUGCAAGACACUGGGGAGGCCUCACUGUACACCGUCGCCGCUGUCUUGUAUUCUGUGCAGCCCCUUGCUUUCGAUGUCGCUAUGAUGUAGCCCCUCAGAUCCAUGGGUCCCAUGGCUGGAGCUGGAGGCCAGAAGAUAAGGCAGCAGCUGAACACUGAGCUGCGGCUGAACACUCCUAUGACCUCCCUUUGCAAGAUGAGCUUCUGUCCCCCUUGAAAGGAGUGCGAGAAGGACAGACGGAGCGGAUCCCAUUACUUCCAGAGGGCAGAGAUUAAAAAGCCAGAAGAAUGAUGCAAGUAGUCCAGCCUCAGAAGCUGAGCUGCGGGAUGCAGGCGGACGAGGGCACCGACUGGCUUCUGGAGCUCUUGACCGAGGUCCAGCUGCAGCAGUAUUUCCUGAGGAUCCGCGAUGACCUCAACGUCACCCGCCUCUCGCACUUCGAGUAUGUCAAGAACGAGGACUUGGAGAAGAUCGGCAUGGGCAGGCCCGGUCAGAGGCGGCUGUGGGAAGCGGUCAAAAGGAGGAAAGCAGUAUGCAAACGGAAAUCCUGGAUGAGCAAGGUGUUCAGCGGGAAGCGGCCGGACUCGGAGUUUGUUCCCCACCCGCCGGGAGGUCUGUGCAAGAGGGCCACUCCACCCCUGCUGGACGAGAGCCAGCACCAAGCCUUGACCUGCUUGAUCAGCGAGAAGGAUCUGGUGCUCUUUGAGAAGCUGGGGGACGGCUCUUUCGGGGUGGUGCGGCGCGGGGAGUGGGGCGCUCCCUCCGGCAAACUGCUGAACGUGGCCGUGAAGUGCCUCAAGACGGACGUGUUGAGCCAGCCGGAAGCCCUGGACGACUUUAUCCGCGAGGUCAACGCAAUGCAUUCUUUGGACCACGUCAACCUCAUCCGCCUCUAUGGCGUGGUGCUCUCCAACCCCAUGAAGAUGGUGACGGAACUGGCACCGCUCGGCUCCCUCCUGGACCGCCUUCGCAAGAACCAGGGCCAUUUCCUGAUCGCCACCCUCUGCCUGUAUGCCAUCCAGAUUGCCCAGGGCAUGGCCUACUUGGAGUCCAAGCGCUUCAUCCACCGCGACCUGGCUGCCCGCAACAUCCUGCUGGCUGCCAACGACCUGGUCAAGAUCGGCGACUUCGGCCUCAUGCGGGCCUUGCCCAAGAACGAUGACCAUUACGUCAUGCAAGAGCACCGCAAAGUCCCGUUUGCCUGGUGUGCCCCUGAAAGCUUGAAGACCCGCACCUUCUCGCACGCCAGCGACACCUGGAUGUUUGGAGUCACGUUAUGGGAGAUGUUCACCUACGGACAGGAGCCCUGGGUUGGCUUGAACGGCAGCCAGAUUUUGCACAAGAUCGACAAGGAAGGCGAGCGGCUGGCCAGACCGGAGGACUGUCCCCAGGACAUUUACAACGUCAUGUUGCAGUGCUGGGCGCAUAAACCGGAAGACCGGCCAACUUUCGUAGCCUUGCGGGACUUUCUCCUGGAGGCGCAACCCACGGAUAUGCGAGCCUUGCAAGACUUCGAAGAGCCCGACAAGCUGCUCAUCCAGAUGAAUGAUAUCAUCACAGUCAUCGAGGGCAGGGCUGAGAACUACUGGUGGCGGGGCCAGAAUAAGCGGACCUUGAAGGUGGGCCAGUUCCCGCGCAACACGGUGACCUCGGUGGCGGGGCUCUCCGCGCACGACAUCAGCCAGCCGCUCAAGAACAGCUUCAUCCACACGGGACAUGGAGACACCAACCCCCAGCAGUGCUGGGGCUUCCCCGAUAAGAUUGACGAGCUGUACCUGGGAAAUCCCAUGGACCCUCCAGAUGUGCUAGGAGUGGACUUGAACGCAGCCAGACCCACCCAGCUCCCAGGAAGGACAAGAAGGGAGCCUCCUCCUCGGCCGCCUCAGCCUUCGAUCUUCCUAAAGAAACCGACCUACGAUCCUGUGAGCGAGGAGGACAACCCGCUCUCGGCAGGGCUCAAGCACCUCUGCCUGAAGAAGAAGCCGGGCCCGCCGCGAGGUCUCCGUCCCCCCAAGCCCUCGGCCUGCGUCUCGGGAACCAGGGCGGGCGAGAGGCUCCUCCUGCCCCGUACCAAGGGAGGAACCCAACCUGGUAACGAAGUGACACUGAUAGACUUUGAGGACGAGCCCGUCCCCACCACCCCUUCGCCCAUUGGGGAGCUCUGCGCCCCGUCUCUUGCCAAGCUGGCCAUGGAGGCGUUCUCCUUGUUGGACAAGACACCCCCGCAGAGCCCCACGCAAGGACUACCGCGACCCCUUCACCCCACUCCGAUCGUGGACUGGGAUGCCCGCCCUUUGCCUCCGCCACCCACUUACGACGACGUUGCCCAAGACGAGGAUGACUUCGAGGUGUGCUCCAUCAACAGCGCAGACGGUUUGGUCAGGCGGAGGAGCAGACGCAAAAGCUGGGAGAACGGGGAGACCAAUGGCGGCUUUGUGCCGGAGGGAGAGCGGGCGUCCCUCCCGUUAGACGACAACCUCUUCUUGCCGCCAAAGGAAACCAAGCAACCCAGCCCCGCUCAGACUACGGAGAUCUUCCAAGAGCUGCAGCACGAGUGCAUGAGGCACCUCAACGUCCCAUUGGGGGCCAACUCUGUGGCCUCCACUCCCAGUCCUGGAGAGGACAAGCCGCAGAUCCCCCCUCGCGUCCCUAUCCUGCCCCGACCGCUCCGCAAGAACGAACUCGGACGCUGGUCCGGGGAGCUCUCGCCGGCCUCCGGGGGCGAGGAGGAUCGCCCGCCCCAGAUCCCCCCACGAGACCCUUUGUCCCARCCAAGUUCGAGGACCCCCAGUCCCCGGGCCCUGCAAGGCGGGUCCCCGCAACCACGAGCCAACCUCUGCUCCCCGCUCUGCUCCCUGGGCUCCUUCCURUCCACGUCGCCAGGGAAGCAGCCCAUGCCCACCACGCAGAGCUUCGCUUUGGACCCCAAGUACGCCACGCCGAARGUGAUCCAGGCCCAAGGGAAGGAGUGCUCCAAAGGGCCGUGCAUCUUGCCUAUCGUCAAGGAUGGGCGGAAGGUCAGCAACACCCACUACUACCUGCUCCCGGAGCGGCCCCCUUACCUGGACAAGUACGAGAAGUUCUUCAAGGAGGCCAAGACCCCCGAGGAAGCCCCGGCACCCACCAGGGUGGUCACCACCGCCACCGUGCGGCCCAUGAUCCAGCAACAGCCGGACUGUCGGGGCAACUUCUCGUCCAACAACAGCAACGUCACUUUCAAGGCCACUUGUGGCCUUCAGAAGAUAAUCUACGAUGGCUCUGAGGGCCCUCGUCCUUCAGACAAGAUACGGCUGGUCCAAGAGACGGUGCAUGGCGUCACCACGGAAGAAUGCCAGGCAGCUUUGCAAAACCAUAAUUGGAACGUGCAAAAGGCCAUCCAGUACCUGAAGGUGGAGCAGCUCUUCUGCCUGGGGCUCAAGACCCGGCUGGAGUGCCAGAAGGUGCUGGAGAUGUUCGACUGGAACCUGGAGCAGGCCAGCUCCCACCUGCUGGACCCCUACAACGCCUUCCGGCUCAAGCGAUGACCAGCGAUGGUCCUUUGAAGCAGAAACGGAUGGCUCGCGUGGGGCUUCCACAGUUGGGACUUCUCCAGAAGAGACUCUCCUUCUGGGCCUUUGGACCGGGAGCCGCCUCCAAAGCCGAGCGGGACGGGACCGAGACAAAGCGAGACUGUGGCUGAGGAACGCCACUGUGAAAUGCUGGGCCAAACCCAAAUGCACCGACCCCCUCCCUCUGCAAACGCCGACAAUUGCGCCCCCUUUUUUCCUCCGAUGCUGGCAGCUCCGCGUUGGCUUGCACCCCCUUUCCCCCCCCCCCUCAGCUUCCCACCUUUGCGCCCUGUUGCUUGCUGUUGGAUUUAUUUUGUAAAGAGAAGUGUUACAUUAAUAUAUAAAUAUUCUAUUCUA